AUGCAUAUAUACGCGUGGCUGUGUGCGGAUGAUGGCGACCACGCGCGUAAGUGGUUGGUUGAUUUGUUGUUUUUGGCGGUUUCUUUCGCGCCACUUCGUGCGUUAAUCUGUUUUGCUUGGUCUAUUUCUAUUCGCAUUGAUUUCUUUGUGGCCAAAAAAGCAGACAAAAAAAUUUGCGUAAGACAUGAUGAAUUCUUCUUCUUCUUCUUCUUCUUCUUCUUCUUCUUCUUCUUCUUCUUUUCUUCUUCUUCUUCUUCUUCUUCUUCUUUUCAUCGCCUCUUCCUUCUUCUUCUUCUUAUUCUCCUUCUUCUUCUCAUCUUCUUCUCCUAUUCCUCCUUCUUUUUCUCAUCUCCUCCUCCUCUUCCUUCUUCUUCUUCUCAUCUCCUCCUCCUCUUCCCUCCUCUUCUUCUCAUCUCCUCCUCCUCUUCCUUCUUCUUCUUCUCAUCUCCUCCUCCUCUUCCUUCUUCUUAUUCUCAUCUCCCCCUCUUCUUCCUUCUUCUUCUUCUCAUCUCCUCCUCCUCUUCCUUCUUCUUCUUCUCAUCUCCUCCUCCUCUUCCUUCUUCUUCUUCUUCUCAUCUCUUCCUCCUCUUCCUUCUUCUUCUUCUCAUCUCCUCCUCCUCUUCCUUCUUCUUCUUCUUCUCAUCUCCCCCUCUUCUUCCUUCUUCUUCUUCUCAUCUCCUCCUCCUCUUCCUUCUUCUUCUUCUCAUCUCCUCCUCCUCUUCCUUCUUCUUCUCAUCUCCUCCUCCUCAAAAUUUCCUCACCCAUUCACACAAGUUCGUCGGGUAG
Messenger RNA from Acanthosepion pharaonis, 786 nucleotides. The record is from the annotation of a GenBank genome assembly. Lineage: Eukaryota; Metazoa; Mollusca; Cephalopoda; Sepiida; Sepiidae.